Messenger RNA from Carcharodon carcharias (great white shark), 1002 nucleotides. It is a transcript of the gene pde9a, whose product is annotated as phosphodiesterase 9A. The transcript has 10 exons. Lineage: Eukaryota; Metazoa; Chordata; Chondrichthyes; Lamniformes; Lamnidae. Gene Ontology annotation, molecular function: 3',5'-cyclic-GMP phosphodiesterase activity. Bases 1 to 1002 code for a protein of 333 amino acids. Gene Ontology annotation, biological process: cGMP catabolic process. The record is from RefSeq and is a predicted model, not a curated record.
AUGCUCCCGUUUUAUUUACAGUACACGCUGUCUGAGGAGACCAUCGAAACUCUCAGAAAACCAACAUUCGACGCCUGGCAAUGGGAGGCCAAUGAGAUGCUCAGCUGUUUGGAGCACAUGUACGAGAGCCUGGGUCUCAUCAAAGAUUUCAACAUCAACCCCAUCACACUGAAGAGGUGGCUGCUCUGCAUUCAGGAGAAUUACCGGAACAAUCCAUUCCACAAUUUCCGGCACUGUUUCUGUGUGACCCAGAUGAUGUACAGCAUGAUCUGUUUUUGCAAUCUGCAGGCACUGGGUAACUAUCCCACGGGAACUCCAUUACUCGUUCUUGUUUUUCUCUUUCAACACAGUUACCAAAUAAACGCUCGCACUGACCUCGCUGUCCGAUACAACGAUAUCUCACCCCUGGAGAAUCAUCAUUGUGCCAUCGCAUUCCAAAUCUACUCCCAGCCGGAGUGUAACAUCUUCAGCAACACCGAGCCAGAGAUCUUCAAGCAAAUUCGUCAGGGGAUUAUCAAUCUGAUCCUGGCGACUGACAUGGCGAGACAUGGCGAGAUCCUCGACUCCUUCAAACAGAAAGUCGACAACUUUGAUUUCUCUAAUGAGGAAGAUGUGACCUGUCUGAAGAUGGUUUUGAUAAAAUGCUGUGACAUCUCGAACGAGGUGAGGCCGAUGGAGGUGGCAGAACCCUGGGUGGAUUGUUUGCUACAAGAAUAUUUCAUGCAGAGUGACCGGGAGAAAUCCGAGGGUCUCCCGAUUGCCCCAUUCAUGGAUCGGGACAAAGUGACCAAAGCCACGGCUCAGAUCGGAUUCAUCAAGUUCGUCCUCAUCCCCAUGUUUGAGACGGUGGCGAAACUCUUCCCUCAGAUUGAAGAAAUGAUGGUGCAGCCCCUCCGAGAUUCACGUGACCGCUAUCAGGAGUUAAAGCAAAUUGAUGAUGCUGCCACUGAGAUUCAUAAGAAAAAGCACGAACCUGUAACCACUGGCAACAAGAAGAAGUGA